AUGUCCCGUGCUGUUUGUAAAAUAGCUAAAACUCCUCCGUUCAGCUGUGGCUACCCUGUCGUGAUCAAAGCGAGUCACGGGGGCGGCGGGCGUGGAAUGCGAGUCGUCCAUCGAAAGGAAGCGAUGGCCGACGCCAUCUCAGAAGCGAAAUCCGAAGCGGGCGUGGCCUUUGGCAGCGACGUAGUAUUUGUUGAAAAGUACCUUGGCCGACCGCAGCACAUUGAAGUCCAGGUUCUCAGCGACGGACAGGGCAAUCAUAUUCAUCUGCAUGAACGUGAUUGUAGUAUUCAACGCAAACAUCAAAAAAUUAUUGAGAUUGCUCCUGCAAUGGGGAUAUCCGAGGCAGUCCGUCAGGGCGUCACCGACGCUGCUGUUCGUCUUGCGCAAGGCCUAAAAUACGAGAAUGCCGGCACCGUCGAGUUUCUGGUGGAGGGCGAGAAUUUCUAUUUCAUAGAGAUGAACCCACGAAUUCAGGUUGAACACACCAUCACAGAGGAACUGACGAGGGUCGAUCUUGUUGCAGCGCAGUUGCGCAUUGCGUGCGGCGCUACUCUUAAGGAUCUCGGAUUGGUUCAGGAUAAAAUACUCCCCAAAGGCUGCUCCAUCCAGUGUCGAGUCACCACAGAGAUUCCGUUGGACGGCUUUGGCCCCGACAAUGGAACGAUCGGUCGGUGUCGGCUACCCGCUGGAAAUGGAGUGCGACUUGAUUACAGCGAGUGCUUUAUUGGUGCCCAGAUUGGCUCCUCUUACGAUUCCCUCUUGCUAAAGUGUAUCUGCACAGGCUCUGAUCGUGCCUCCGCCAUCAAGAAAGCGAUUCGAACGCUGCGUGAAAUUGAUAUCCAGGGUAUCCAAACCAACAUUGACUUCUUGGUUCGGCUUCUUGAGCACUCGACCUUUUUGAGCGGUGCUUGCUGGACUUCGUUCGUAGACGAUACUCCAGAACUGUUUGUUGUGGGUGGCGAAGUUGUGCCCAAGCAAGGCGUCCUGCGAUUUUUGGCCGACGCGGCCGUGAAUGGCAGCCGUAUUCAGGGUCAAACGAAACCGCCAGCGCUCAAGAAGAACAUUUUCAUCGGAGAAUUGAUCGAUCGAACUACUGGAGAGCAGAUAUCGACUGAAGAUCCGUGCCGCGACGGAUGGCGCAGCAUUCUCCUGCGCGAUGGCCCGCGAGAGUUUGCGCGACAGGUGAAAGCUCACCAGAAGACACUAAUUACAGAUACAACAUGGCGUGAUGGACAACAGUCUCUUCUGGCAACGAGAGUACGGACAAGGGAUUUAGAGGCCAUAGCCAAGCACAUGAGUUAUGCCUACAAAGACGCCUACAGCCUGGAAGCUUGGGGAGGAGCCACUUUCGAUGUCAUGCUUCGAUUCUUGUAUGAAGAUCCCUGGCAACGUUUGAGAAAGUUGCGAGAGCUUGUCCCAAACAUUCCGUUUCAGAUGCUACUAAGAAGUACGAACGGGUUGGCAUACUCGGCACUCCCAAAGAAUGCCCUCUUCCACUUCGUCAGCUUGGCAAAGCAGACAGGCAUCGAUAUUUUCCGCGUUUUUGACUGCCUCAAUGACUUGGAGAAUUUGAAGGUAGGAAUCGAAGCGAUUCACGCAGCCGGAGGUCUUGUCGAAGGAGCCAUCAUGUAUACAGGUGAUAUGCUUGCGCCGGGCACCAAGUACGGCCUCGAGUACUACAUGAAGAUUGUCGACAGGCUUGUAGAGUACGACAUCCAUAUAAUCUCCAUCAAGUCCAUGUCGGGAGUCAUGAAGCCAGCCGCAGGCCGUUUGAUCAAGAACCCGGGAGAUGCUGUGGAGGCUGGUGAUGUUCUGAUCGCUGUGAGCGCAAUGAAGAUGGAGGUUCAUGUCAGUGCCCCGGUGCGCGGUCGCAUAGCUUCCAUUGCGGUAGCCGUUGGCGACAUGGUUGAAAAGGAAGACUUGCUGGCGCGAAUCGAAUAG
Akanthomyces muscarius is the source of this 1941-nucleotide messenger RNA. RefSeq lists its product as uncharacterized. Bases 1 to 1941 code for a protein of 646 amino acids. The record is from RefSeq and is a predicted model, not a curated record. Gene Ontology annotation, cellular component: cytoplasm. The transcript has 11 exons. Gene Ontology annotation, molecular function: metal ion binding; pyruvate carboxylase activity; ATP binding. Gene Ontology annotation, biological process: gluconeogenesis; pyruvate metabolic process. Lineage: Eukaryota; Fungi; Ascomycota; Sordariomycetes; Hypocreales; Cordycipitaceae.